Molecule: messenger RNA, 1188 nt
Organism: Anopheles merus
Lineage: Eukaryota; Metazoa; Arthropoda; Insecta; Diptera; Culicidae
Product: leucine-rich repeats and immunoglobulin-like domains protein sma-10
Exons: 2
Coding region: 58-1188 (376 amino acids)
Molecular function (GO): protein binding
Source: RefSeq, a predicted model, not a curated record
CACGUACACAGCACCAAUAUACAGUCUGUUCGUUUCAGUCGUUAACGGGACAGUAUUAUGAAGAGAGACGCAUCGAGUCACGCUCACCGAAGCCUGUUCGUUGUCAUUAUCCUUGCUGUGCCCAGCAGUUCAGCGUUUCAAUUUAUUUGUCAGCAGAAAAGCGGUAACUACGCCUGCACCGUGUCCAACUACCGACCCAGCCUGGAAGGGACGUUCGUGUUUAGCCACGUUCCAAAUGAUGCGCAAAGUAUCGCAUUUAAAAACCUCAUCAGUCCACCCAUUGUAGGCAGAUCGUUGUUCGGAAACAUUCCAUCAUCCAUAUCAACGGUAGCAUUGCAUGAGUCCAGCUCCGUGCGAACUUUAAUUGUGCCUAAUGCAACGUCCAUUAGGGAGCUUAUCAUUGCAGAGCCGACACUCAGUCGCUUACUUUUCCUACCGAACGGAACACUCUCGAAGCUGUACAUCUUGAGAAGCAGCUUAGCCACUAUUCCACUAACGCUGAAAAACCUACCCAAGCUGUCCGUCCUCAAGCUAAGUCAAUCGCCCAUCGAACAGAUCGCCUUCGAAUCGUUCUGUAGCCUAUCCAAGCUUACUAGUCUUAAUCUAAAGAACAACCUCAUCGCUAGCCUAAUCUUCCAAGCUUCUAGUCCCACGUCCCAGUGCUAUGCAUCGUUGGAAAGAGUGUCUUUAAGCAGCAAUAAGCUUAAACAUGUAAAUAUGACUGUGUUUGCAGCCAUGCGUGCACUCGAAAUCAUCGAUCUGGAGUACAACCAAAUAGAGGUCGUUGUUGGUCGUCUUACCAAUCCAAAGAUUACAACGGUCAUACUAUCCAACAACAAUCUGUUUACGAUCAAUCUGUGCGAAUGGAACACGAUGCCAUUGAUAAAUUCGUUUUCCUUGGCCGUGAACAGCUUGCCAAACAUUCCGCAAUGCUUGGGCCGUAUGCGAAGGGUAAAGUUUCUUAACUUCAACCACAACAAGCUCACCCGCAUUACGAUCGAUUCGUUUGUGAUGCUAACUGAGCUGCGAUCGCUACAUUUUACCAGCAAUGCAAUUCAGACGGUAGUCCCAGCUAGCGGUGUCAAUCGCCUAGCUUCGAGCUUGCGAGAUGUCUUUCUAACUAAUAAUCCAUUGAAGCGAGAGAGUCUUGCAAACGUAUUUCCUCCAGCAGUUAGAAUCAUCAACUAA